AUGGCAGGGCUCCAAACGAAUGUCUAUGUCGCCGCCAUCGUCACCUGGACUGCCGCCCUUGUGGCGCUAGUACUUCGAGUAAUCGCACGGCGGAUUACGAAACAGCGUUGGUGGGUCGAUGAUUACUUUUGCGUGUGUGCCUUUAUAUUUGCGAGCAGCUACAACAUCCUCAUGAUCAUAUGGGCUGCCCGUUGGAACCUUGGCCAAACAUUCCAUCCAUCCAUCACUGAAGAUCAAAGAGUGGAGAUACUUGAACACGGCAGACGUCUCAUGCUUUGCUGCGAGUACUUCUAUGCCUUCUCAAUCGCCUCAACAAAGUUCACAAUCCUGACACUCUACUGGCGGUUAUUCAAGCUGUCAUGGAUUCGAAUUCCGAUCCAGAUUAUGUUUGUCAUAUCCGCCAUGUGGAUCAUUCUCCGAACGUUUAUGGUAUCCUUCCAAUGUAUCCCCACACGAUACUUUUGGGAUAAAUCGAUCAAUGGCCAUUGCGCCAUCAACGAGUCAAAGUUUUUCUUUGGCACAAUCCUAGCACAUUGUGUGAUGGAUAUUAUUAUUCUUGCCUUGCCGAUUAUUGAAAUCUGCAAAUUACAUCUUCGACCUCGUCAGAAGCUUGCCGUUAUUGGACUCUUCUUGGUUGGCUUUAUUGUUUGUCUCGCCUCUAUUAUUACCAUUGUUGAGUCAAUUCGAUUUAACCCCCAAACAACGGAGCUGCCACGUGACGUAGCACUGGGUUUUAUCUGGAGGAAUGUUGAGAUUAAUGUCGCAAUUGUGUCUGCUUGUUUCCCAUUGCUUCGACCAAUUUUCCGCCGCAUCUUCCCCUAUUCAUUCAUCGGCUCGUACAGCAGGAGCCAAUCUAUCAACCGAGCGGGCCACAUCCACCCCAUCAAGCUGAGCACGAUCCCAAGGACCAGUGAAGGGGAGGCCGAUGAUUCGAGCUCCACUCGUCAACUAUCAAAUCAUAUGCGUGGUUUACAUAACUCGUUAGAUUUUGGUCACGGUCAAGAAACGAUCCAGACCGUGAUAUCUAGUCACUUGCGCGAUUCCCGAAGCUAUACUGGUAUUGAACACGAUAUGCCUGGAAUAUAUGUACGAAAUGACAUGGUAGUAGAAGUGGAAGAGGUCGAACGUUCGUACGCGAUGAAAAUAUGAUACCCAAG
Molecule: messenger RNA, 1157 nt
Organism: Ilyonectria robusta
Lineage: Eukaryota; Fungi; Ascomycota; Sordariomycetes; Hypocreales; Nectriaceae
Exons: 5
Coding region: 1-1149 (382 amino acids)
Source: RefSeq, a predicted model, not a curated record